AUGUCCUCGUAUUUACAACAUUUUAAUAGAGAAUUUUUUUUCGAAGAAACCAGCGAAUUGACAGUGGUACAAAGUGUUCGUCAUAAAAGAGCCAAAUAUUAUUUUAAUGAAUUGUCCAGUGAAUAUUCUAUGAAUUUAACAGAUAUGAAAAUUAAAUUGGAAGAUGUUCAUUACAAUUAUCAUCACGAUUUUGCUUAUUUUAAUAUAAUGUUUAUUGAUUCAUAUGAAAGUUUUCGAAUAAUCGAUCCGGGACCCAAAACUGCCACUGAAGAUUUCAGUGAAUUUUAUUUGAUUAUAUUAUAUUCCAUUAGCAAACAUCCCGAAAAAGAAAUACAACAAAUAUUUGAUUAUUGUUGGUCCUAUUAUACGGUUAAUGUGGCUCUUUUACUACAAACUCAGGAAGAAAAUCCGAUAUUGUUAUACACCUAUUAUCCUUUUACAUCGAAGUUUUGUCAUCGUGUUCAAUUAUAUAUAAUCAAUCAUAAUAAAUCCAUAACAGAUUUGAAAGGUUUUGAGUUAUUUCCCGAUAAAUUUCAUAAUUUUCACAAUUGCACUUUAAUGGCUGCUUUGUGGAAUGUACCGCCAUAUUUGACUCUGCCAAAAAGAGGACAGAGUGGAGGAGAAAUGGAAGGCAUGGAAGGCUUUUUAUUAAAUGUUUUAGCUAAGGUUUUAAAUUUCAGAAUUGCCUACAUAACACCACCCAAUAAUGAACAGCGGGGGUUAGUGAAACCAGACGGCACGAUAACAGGAGCCAUAAAAAUGCUAAAUAAUCGUGUAGCUGAUUUAAGUUUGGGUUCUUUUCGCUGUACUCUGGAACGUUCUACUGCCUUAAGUCCCUCAAUGACAUUUUACCAAACUAUGCAAGUGUUUACAGUGCUAGCUUUACGUCAACCUUGGACCAGUUUUGAAAUUAUAGCCUAUCCUUUUGAUUUUCAUAUUUGGCUAGUGUUAUUAGCCCUAAUGCUAUUUCUACUUAGUUCUCCUCAUAUAUUAGAUCAUUUACGUCACAAAACAUUAAAAUUUAUUUAUGGCUUUAGUUCACCCAAUUUUAUCAAUAUCAACGUUAUAGCUUUAACCUUGGGACAAACGGCCAACUCUUUACCUCAACGCAAUUUUGCUCGUUAUAUCUUAUUUAUGUGGAUUUUAUUAACAAUGAUUUUACGUUCAAUAUAUCAAGGUUCUUUAUAUGAUUUUCUUAAAUCACAAAAGACAUUAGCACCACCCGAUACUACAGCCGAAUUAACCGAACGUAAAUAUCAACUUAUUUUGAAUAUGGCAACUGGCGAUUCGUUUUCGGGCAUACAAAUUAUACGUGAUAAACUAAUAGAAGUUUUAAUUAUGAAUAUAAGUGAUGCCGGUGGUUUUCCCCUAUUGGAAGCAAAUCCCCAAAAACGUUAUGUAACCGGUACUCCCAAGGAUUUUCUUACAUACUAUGUUAAUACUCACGAUAAAUAUGGUGUUUUUCAUGUUCUAAAAGAAACUAUAUUUUCCCAACAGUUGUGCAUGUAUUUUACGAAACAUUCGUAUUUAGUGGAGCCAUUCAAUCAUGUUUUACAAAAUUUACGUAGUUUUGGUUUAAUCGAUUAUUGGGCUGAACUGGUGUUGGAUGAUCGUUUUCUGGAAGAAGUGGAUGAAGUGUCGACAGAAACUCCCCUUACUCUGGCUCAGUUAUCGGGAACGAAACCUACAAAACUGUAA
This is a messenger RNA of Lucilia cuprina (Australian sheep blowfly), 1698 nucleotides long. RefSeq lists its product as uncharacterized. The record is from RefSeq and is a predicted model, not a curated record. Bases 1 to 1698 code for a protein of 565 amino acids. The transcript has 4 exons. NCBI's taxonomy places the organism in Eukaryota, Metazoa, Arthropoda, Insecta, Diptera, Calliphoridae.